Molecule: messenger RNA, 1143 nt
Organism: Protobothrops mucrosquamatus (brown spotted pit viper)
Lineage: Eukaryota; Metazoa; Chordata; Lepidosauria; Squamata; Viperidae
Product: class I histocompatibility antigen, F10 alpha chain-like
Exons: 5
Coding region: 67-987 (306 amino acids)
Biological process (GO): immune response
Cellular component (GO): external side of plasma membrane
Source: RefSeq, a predicted model, not a curated record
GGUUGCGUUGUUGAUCACCCGGAGCGGCUCUUUCUCUGCCUGAGUCUUCUGGGGAGCCGAGCCGGGAUGGCGCUGCGCUCUCUGCCGCUCCUGGUGUUGGUGGGGGUCGCCCUGCGGGAGAGCUGCCUCGGCGCCUCCUCACACUCCCUGAAGUAUUUCUCCUCCUCCAUGUCGGACCCCAGUCAGGAGCUGCCCCACUUUGUCUCUCUGGGGCUUGUGGACGGUCAGGUCUUUGUUCACUACGACAGCAACAGCCGGAGGGUGCAGCCUCGAGUCUCCUGGAUAAAGAAGGUGGGGAAGGAGGACCCCCAAUACUGGGACAGGUACACCCAGAGAGAACGUAGCAAUGAGGAGGCGUUCAGAGAAGGCCUGGAGAUUCUGAGGCUUCGCUACAAUCAGAGCGAAGGCCUUCACACAUGGCAGUGGAUGUAUGGCUGUGAGCUCCAGGCUGAUGGGAGCAAAGGAGGAUUUGAGCAGUAUGGCUACGAUGGGAGUACCUUCAUCACCUUCGACAAGGAGAGACUCACCUGGGUGGCUCCCGUCCCCCAGGCCCAGAUCACCCAGAGGAAAUGGGAUGCUAUUCAAGGAUAUAAUCAGAGAAAGAAAUACUUCCUGGAGAAGGAAUGCAUUGAGUGGCUGAAGAGGUACCUGUCCUACGGGAAGGAGACACUGCUGAGGACAGAGCCACCAGUGGUGACCAUGAGCAGCAAGACGGAGGUGGAGGAUGGGAUGGAGACGCACGUCUGUCGCGUGGAUGGCUUCUACCCCAGGGAGAUCGAUGCCUCCUGGAUGAGGGACGGGGAUGUCUGGCUGCAGGACACCCUCUGUGGCUCCGUGGCCCCCAACGCGGAUGGGACCUUCCACGCCUGGCUCAGCAUCCGGAUCGAUCCCCAAGAGAGGGGCCACUAUCGGUGCCACAUGGAGCAUGACGGCCUGGAGGAGCCUCUGGACGUGGCCCUUGAGGCACGAUGGACACUCCCAGCCUAAGGAGGGAGGAAAGAAUUGAGGAUCAACCUUCUUCUGAAUUAGACAGGAGGAUCCCUUCAGGGCCUUCCAGCAUUCUGGAACCAGGAUAUAUUUGGGGUCUUUCAUCAUGGCUUUUAUCACAGAAUCAGUAACCUUUAUUAUGAUUGAGGAAUGGAA